Aspergillus aculeatus ATCC 16872 is the source of this 1254-nucleotide messenger RNA. It is a transcript of the gene pgkA, whose product is annotated as phosphoglycerate kinase pgkA. The transcript is spliced from 3 exons. The record is from RefSeq and is a predicted model, not a curated record. Gene Ontology annotation, cellular component: cytosol. Gene Ontology annotation, molecular function: phosphoglycerate kinase activity; ATP binding; ADP binding. Lineage: Eukaryota; Fungi; Ascomycota; Eurotiomycetes; Eurotiales; Aspergillaceae. Bases 1 to 1254 code for a protein of 417 amino acids. Gene Ontology annotation, biological process: glycolytic process; gluconeogenesis.
AUGUCUCUCUCCAACAAGCUCGCUAUCACUGACGUCGACCUCAAGGACAAGCGUGUCUUGAUCCGCGUCGACUUCAACGUCCCUCUUGAUGCCAACAAGAACAUCACCAACAACCAGCGUAUCGUUGGGGCUCUCCCCACCAUCAAGUACGCCGUUGAGAAUGGCGCCAAGGCGGUCAUCCUCAUGUCCCACCUCGGCCGGCCCGACGGCAAGGUCAACCCCAAGUACAGCCUGAAGCCUGUCCAGGCCGAGCUCGAGAAGCUGCUGGGCAAGUCCGUCAUCUUCACCGAGGAUUGCGUCGGCAAGGAGGUUGAGGAGACCGUCAACAAGGCCAGCGGCGGCCAGAUCAUUCUCCUGGAGAACCUGCGUUUCCACGCCGAGGAGGAGGGCAGCUCCAAGGAUGCUGAGGGCAAGAAGGUCAAGGCCGACAAGGAGGCAGUUGCCGAGUUCCGCAAGGGACUGACUGCCCUGGGUGACAUCUACAUCAACGACGCUUUCGGCACUGCUCACCGUGCUCACUCCUCCAUGGUCGGAGUCGACCUCCCCCAGAAGGCCUCCGGCUUCUUGGUCAAGAAGGAGCUGGACUACUUCGCCCAAGCGCUCGAGAGCCCCAAGCGGCCCUUCCUGGCCAUCCUGGGCGGCGCCAAGGUUUCCGACAAGAUCCAGCUGAUCGACAACCUGCUGCCCAAGGUCAACAGCCUGAUCAUCACGGGUGCCAUGGCUUUCACCUUCAAGAAGACCCUGGAGAACGUCAAGAUCGGCAACAGCCUGUUUGACGAGGCCGGCAGCAAGAUCGUCGGCGAGGUCAUGGAGAAGGCCAAGAAGCACAACGUCAAGGUUGUCCUACCCGUCGACUACAUCACGGCCGACAAGUUCGCCGAGGACGCGCAGACCGGCAAGGCCACCGACGCCGAGGGCAUCCCCGAGGGCUUCAUGGGCCUGGACGUCGGCGAGAAGUCCGUGGCCCUGUACAAGGAGGUCAUCGCCGAGGCCAAGACCAUCCUCUGGAACGGCCCCUGCGGUGUCUUCGAGAUGAAGCCCUUCGCCAAGGGCACCGAGGACACCCUCGACGCCGUCGUCCAGGCCGCCCAGUCCGGCUCCAUCGUCAUCAUCGGCGGUGGUGAUACCGCCACCGUCGCCGCCAAGUACGGCGUCGAGGACAAGCUCAGCCACGUCUCCACCGGUGGUGGUGCCUCCCUCGAGCUCCUCGAGGGCAAGGACCUCCCCGGUGUCUCUGCUCUGUCCAGUAAGUAA